Molecule: messenger RNA, 714 nt
Organism: Macrosteles quadrilineatus (aster leafhopper)
Lineage: Eukaryota; Metazoa; Arthropoda; Insecta; Hemiptera; Cicadellidae
Product: dynein axonemal heavy chain 5-like
Exons: 4
Coding region: 1-714 (237 amino acids)
Source: RefSeq, a predicted model, not a curated record
AUGAAAGAAGCCCGCGUGGACGACACGUUGGAGAUUAUCGGAGAGCAAAUGUUGCUGUUGAUUCCUCCGCAAGCAAUGGAGGCUCACGAGUGGUACAUAGAAAACCAGGCCCAUGCUGUGAUGGUGUCUAGGGAAUUGCAAACCAGGUCUCAGACCGCUGAGGAGGCUGUGAUAGAGUUGAUAAAUAAAUUUGUAAGUUCUGUCGAGGAUCCCAACAUCGACCAAGAGGAGAAAUAUAACUGGUUGGACAUGAACAAAGUAAACAGACCAGUGUUUGCCAUCAAACCUCGCGGAGCAGCAGACGACGGAGAAGAGUACAAGAAAGAUACAACUGAGUAUACAAUUGAGGAUUUGAAAGCCGAUUGCAUGGAUGUGUACAGUUAUUUCAAUCGUAAAAAUAUGGACUCAAUAACCAAAGCGACGAGAAACACCUUGAAAACUCUCAGAGACCGUGCAGGUACAUCCAGUGGCAUGGUCAGGUAUGAGCACUACAAGAACGACCCUGACUACAUCUAUCCGUUGCUAGUGGCUGAGAUUGUUCUGCACAUCCCCAAUGUAGUGAUUGUUCCAACCCUGGACCAGAUGCAAGGAUACUUCUCCAAGAUAACCAAGUCUGUGUUGUCGAUCAUCUGUUCGGUACCUCAGUGGGGUCUGGGUGCCGCACAACUCGCUCAGAGGACCAAGUCCAGACAUGGUGGUCAGUAUUGCAAGUAG